Echinostoma caproni is the source of this 279-nucleotide messenger RNA. NCBI's taxonomy places the organism in Eukaryota, Metazoa, Platyhelminthes, Trematoda, Plagiorchiida, Echinostomatidae. The record is from the annotation of a GenBank genome assembly.
AUGAGAGAUGGUGAACAGCCCUCCAAAGAUGUCACUGGGCACAUGAUACGCACCGACAAAGGUAGCCGUGGGCAUUAUUAUCAAACAUUUGACAAUAAACAGGAGGAAACAUUCUCCACAGAGUCCAGCGAUUCUGAGAAAUUGUCAGAACAAACCGGAAAAGACGCGGAUCCGGAGUUAUCGUCAUCGGAUAUUUCGACUCCUCCGGUGAUCGAUUUUGAAGAGCCAGCAGGUUUAAUUGCGAAGGACGCUAGACGGCCCAAUAUUCCGGGUCACUAA